AUGCAAGUUAAAAACGUUAUUGCUGCCAGUAUUGCUGCCUCAGUUGCUUCCGCUACCUACACACCAGGUGACAACUGGUCCACUUUAACCCCAAGUGCUACUUAUUCCUGUGGUGUUACUGACUUUUCUUCUUUUGGUAUUGCCAUUAAGACAAUCUCUGCUGCCGCCACUUCUGCCACCACCAAAGCUAAAAGAGAUGUUAUUUCUCAAAUUGGUGAUGGUCAAAUUCAAGCUCCAACUGCCCCAACUUCUGUUGCAGUUGUUACUGAAACUAUUGCUAACACUGUAGUCUACACUACUACCGUUAGCUCUAAAGUUUAUACCACCACUGUUAUUAACCCAGUCUCUCAAAUUUCUGACGGCCAAGUCGAAGCUACUACCAGCACUACUACCCCAGCCUCUAGUACUACCACUUUGUCCUCUUCAAGUGCUUCCGCUUGUCCAACAACUUCUCUUUCUUUACAAGAUUCUUCCUGUAAGAACUCUGGCACUUUGUCUGUCACUUUGGACGAAGGUGUUUUGACUGAUGCUAAGGGUAGAAUUGGUUCUAUCGUUUCUAACAGACAAUUCCAAUUUGAUGGUCCACCACCACAAGCUGGUGCCAUUUAUGCCAAUGGUUGGUCCAUCACUCCUGAAGGUAACUUGGCUAUUGGUGACAAUGAUAUCUUUUAUGAAUGUUUGUCUGGUAACUUUUACAACUUGUACGAUGAAAAUAUUGCUGAACAAUGUAUUGCUAUUCAUUUGGAAGCCGUUGAAUUGGUUAGCUGUUAG
Molecule: messenger RNA, 771 nt
Organism: Saccharomycodes ludwigii
Lineage: Eukaryota; Fungi; Ascomycota; Saccharomycetes; Saccharomycodales; Saccharomycodaceae
Exons: 1
Coding region: 1-771 (256 amino acids)
Biological process (GO): fungal-type cell wall organization
Cellular component (GO): fungal-type cell wall
Molecular function (GO): structural constituent of cell wall
Source: RefSeq, a predicted model, not a curated record